Molecule: messenger RNA, 630 nt
Organism: Sparassis crispa
Lineage: Eukaryota; Fungi; Basidiomycota; Agaricomycetes; Polyporales; Sparassidaceae
Product: Mitotic spindle checkpoint component mad2
Exons: 5
Coding region: 1-630 (209 amino acids)
Biological process (GO): mitotic spindle assembly checkpoint signaling
Cellular component (GO): nucleoplasm; kinetochore; cytoplasm
Source: RefSeq, a predicted model, not a curated record
AUGCCACCAACAAAACAGGCACCUACUCGCCAAGCGAUAACGCUGAAAGGUUCUACCAACCUGGUCACCGAAUUCUUCAAGUUCUCUGCCAAUACAAUCCUCUUCCAGCGUGGUGUUUACCCUGCAGAUGAUUUCCACAUGGUAAAGAAAUAUGGCCAAACAGUGCUCGUAACUCAAGACCUUGCUCUGGAGAACUACCUUGAGAAGAUCUUGCAGCAAGUCAACAGGUGGCUGCUCACAGGCUCCGUUACGCAGCUUGUGCUGGCCAUCAUAUCGAAGGAUUCACGUACAUCGCUUGAACGCUGGGUCUUUGACAUCAACCUUGUUGAACAGCCUGCCGGAUCAAAUGAACCGUCACCAGCAAAACCUGAAGCCGAGAUUCAGGCCGAAAUUCGAAACAUCUUAAAGCAAAUUGUUUCAACUGUCACGUUCCUACCCGUCAUUGACGAGCCGACUGUCUUCAACAUUCUUGCCUACACGUCAGAAUCCGCUGACAUCCCUGCUGACGAGUGGAUAGAUACCGAUCCACUGGCCAUUGAAGCUGGGAAGAGCCAGCAGGUGAAGUUGAGAAGUUUCAGCACGGACGUGCACCGAAUAGAGGCCAUGGUGGCAUACCGUUACGAAGGGUAA